Falco peregrinus (peregrine falcon) is the source of this 1665-nucleotide messenger RNA. RefSeq names its product cyclin E2 (gene CCNE2). Bases 103 to 1320 code for a protein of 405 amino acids. Gene Ontology annotation, molecular function: cyclin-dependent protein serine/threonine kinase regulator activity. Gene Ontology annotation, biological process: regulation of cyclin-dependent protein serine/threonine kinase activity; G1/S transition of mitotic cell cycle. Gene Ontology annotation, cellular component: centrosome; cyclin E1-CDK2 complex; nucleus. The record is from RefSeq and is a predicted model, not a curated record. NCBI's taxonomy places the organism in Eukaryota, Metazoa, Chordata, Aves, Falconiformes, Falconidae. The transcript is spliced from 12 exons.
CGGGCGCGCGGGGCUGCUGGCGGAGCCGCACCGGCGGGUCGCGGACGCGGGGCUGGAUGCCGCGGAUCGGGAUGGAGGUAGAGAACUUAGAACCCAAAGAAGAUGUCAAGACGCAGUAGCCGUUUGCAAGCCAAGCAGCAGCAGCCAUUAUCAUGUCAAGAAGAGUCUCCACAAGAACUGCAGGCACCAGAACAUCUCCAGACCAGAAAAAGGAGAACGGCAGAGCAGGAGGUAAAGAAAAGAGAAGAUGGGAAAAUUGCUAAAAAGCAUCAAUAUGAGAUUAAGAGUUGUUGGCCACCCACGAUAACAGGAGGCAUCUCACCUUGCAUAAUUAUUGAAACUCCUCACAAAGAAUCAGUAACCUCGGAUUUCUCAAGAUUCAAAAAAUACAGGUUCAGAAACCUCUUCAUAAAUCCGUCACCUUUGCCAGAACUCAACUGGGGAAAUUCCAAAGAUGUCUGGUUGAACAUCCUGAAGAAGGAGAACAGAUACGCUCAUUGCAAACAUUUCACAUCACUACAUUCUAGUUUGCAACCUCACAUGAGAUCAAUACUGUUAGACUGGCUCUUAGAGGUAUGUGAGGUGUAUGCACUCCACAGGGAAACCUUCUACCUAGCUCAAGACUUUUUUGAUAGAUUCAUGUUGACACAAAAGAACAUUAACAAGAGCAUGCUUCAGCUUAUAGGAAUUACCUCAUUAUUCAUUGCCUCCAAACUUGAGGAGAUCUACGCUCCUAAAAUACAGGAAUUUGCUUACGUCACUGAUGGUGCUUGCAGUGAAGACGAUAUUGUAAGAAUGGAACUUAUUAUGUUAAAGGCUUUAAAAUGGGAACUCUGUCCAGUGACAGUUGUCUCUUGGCUGAACCUCUAUCUUCAAGUGGAUGCUUUGAAGGAUGUUCCGAAAGUGCUGCUACCUCAGUAUUCUCAGGAAAAAUUCAUUCAGAUUGCACAGCUGUUAGACCUGUGUAUUCUGGAUGUGAAUUCUUUGGACUUCCAGUACAGAACACUAGCUGCUGCAGCGCUCUGCCACUAUACCUCAGCUGAAGUAGUUAAGAAAGCUUCAGGCUUAGACUGGGAGAGCAUUUCAGAGUGCGUGGAAUGGAUGGUUCCCUUUGUGAGUGUGGCAAAAAAAGUCCCUGCGAAGCUGAAGAACUUUAAGAAGGUUGCAGCAGAAGAUCGACAUAAUAUCCAAACACACACAAGUUAUUUGGACAUGCUGGAAGAAGUUAACAGUGGAGUAGCAUCUACUGCCCCGGGUCAGUUAUCACCUGUGUCAACAGGAGGAAUAAUAACCCCUCCCAAAAGUACGGAGAAGAAAUGAAAUAUGGACAACAAACAUCAUGAACAGUUUUGGAAACAGGACUUGGUGCUUCAGAACAAGACCCCACUAAAGGUGACUCAUGCUCUUUAUGGCUAUUCAAGACUUGAGCAGAGAUGGAAAUUGAGACCAGUGUCCACCUACAGGCUUGGUAAAGAGUUAGAGCGAGCAUCUGUCACAGGAGCCCAGACUACUUUAGUCCAUUCUCAGACACGACUUAGUUCAACUCUGACCAUUCCUAACUUAACAGAUUUCAAGAACUGGUUAUAAAUGGCUGAGUGGCAAAGUUUGUCCACUCAAUCUACAUGUCAAACUUGCUUUAACUUUGGCUAGUCAUACAGAACUUAA